Molecule: messenger RNA, 753 nt
Organism: Sorghum bicolor (sorghum)
Lineage: Eukaryota; Viridiplantae; Streptophyta; Magnoliopsida; Poales; Poaceae
Product: pEARLI1-like lipid transfer protein 1
Exons: 1
Coding region: 63-449 (128 amino acids)
Source: RefSeq, a predicted model, not a curated record
GACGUCUACGUUCGCGCGGCACGUAUUGAACGCCGAGCGAGCAAAGCUAGCUAGGAAUAUUAAUGGCCGCCCGCCGACAAGCCACCGCGGCCGCCACCCUCGCGUUCCUCCUCCUCCUCUCAGUCUCUGCAGCGUCGUCGUCGCCGGCGCUGCCGACGACGGCGGCGUCGCGCAAGGUGCUGCACUGGAAGCUGAGCUGCCCCUGGGACGCGGUCAAGUUCGGGGCCUGCGUCGGCGUGCUCGGCGCCGCGGGCCUGCAGGCCGGCGCGCAGCUCGGGAGCAAGUGCUGCGACGUCGUGCAGGGGCUCGCGGCGGCCGAGGCGGCCGCCUGCUUCUGCACCACCGUCAAGGAGACAGUGCUCGGCAUCCCCACGGAGUGGGACGUCGGCGUCGGCGUCUUGGCCAGCGCCUGCAAGACGGAGCUGCCCAACGGGUUCAAGUGUCUCUGAUUUUCAGAGCUCUGAUGGCUGAUGGCCUGGCCACCAGUGUAUGCAUAUGCAUGCGUCAUAUGUGUCCCUGUACUAGUGCACUUGCAUUGCUGUCGUAGUGUCAUUGUGGAACCCCCGGCCCCAAAUGUUAUUUGAUUUUACUGUAACAUUUGCAUCAUCGUUUUGCCCUUGGCCUUGUUGAAGUGUUGCCUACAGUAAUGAAUAGCAAGGAUGACUGUAAAUUUGUUUGUUCUAAAACAAGGCCGUGUCUAUGGCUAGCUUGCUGUAAAAUGUACAGUAAAAUGCUUAAUUUGAAUCAUUUUGG